AAACAUACACGCGCCCCGCGUCACUGUUCAACCUGCUGACGCUGAUGCUCGACGAACUUAAAUGCUGAGUUCGAAUCGUAGUCAGACAGGGAAUUCAAAAAUUUCACAGGUGUAGAAGGGGCAGGAAUCGAGCCGGGUCUGUGGUCUCGUCGUUUCAAACUUUUCUCUGGACCGUGGGCGGUAAAAGGGUUUCAAUUCUAUUUCUUUUUCACUAGGUCCGCUGUUGUUAGGGUUUCCGGUCUUUGUUUUUGUGGUUGUGUUGAAUUCAAGUGAGAUAAGUACUAGGUUUUUGUGUUGUUGUUUUCAAUUGGUGAAUAGUUUAGAUUCCUCUGUGAAGUUAGAGGAUAUGGACGGGAGGAGAAUAACGGCGAGUCCGAGACCCUGCUGCGGUCGGCGGGUGGUGGCGAAGAAGCGGCCCCGCGGUGGUUUAGAUGGGUUUGUUAAUAGCGUGAAGAAGCUCCAGAGAAGGGAGAUAUCCUCGAAGCGCGACCGUGCUUUCAGCAUUAGCGAUGCUCAGGAGCGAUUUCGCAACAUCCACCUGCAGGAGGAAUAUGAUACCUAUGAUCCCAAAGGAUAUGGUCCAUUGUCGUUGCCAUUUCUGAAGAAAAGGGCAAAAAUUAUAGAGAUAGUUGCUGCCCAUGAUAUUGUUUUUGCUCUUGCACAAUCGGGUGUCUGUGCAGCAUUUAGCAGAGAGACCAACGAGAGGAUUUGUUUUCUGAAUGUUUGUCCAGAUGAGGUUAUAAGGAGCUUGUUUUACAACAAGAAUAAUGAUUCACUCAUCACUGUUUCUGUUUAUGCUUCUGACAAUUUCAGCUCCCUAAAAUGCAGAACCACAAGAAUUGAAUACAUACGCCGUGGUAAACCUGAUGCUGGUUUCCCAUUGUUUGAGUCUGAGUCAUUGAAGUGGCCAGGCUUUGUGGAAUUCGAUGAUGUGAAUGGAAAAGUUCUUACUUACUCUGCACAGGAUAGCAUAUACAAAGUGUUUGACUUGAAAAACUAUACAAUGCUAUACUCAAUUUCCGAUAAACAUGUUCAAGAGAUUAAAAUCAGUCCUGGAAUAAUGCUGUUGAUAUUUACCAAAUCCCAGAGUGGUGUUCCUCUAAAGAUUCUUAAUAUUGAAGAUGGGACUAUUCUCAAAUCAUUUAGCCAUCUUCUCCAUAGAAACAAGAAGGUGGAUUUUAUCGAACAAUUCAAUGAAAAGCUUCUGGUCAAGCAAGAGGAUGAGAACCUCCAAAUUGUUGAUGUUCGCAACAAUGAGAUAACAGAAGUUAGCCGAACUGAAUUCAUGACCCCGUCCGCAUUCAUAUUCUUGUACGAGAACCAGUUAUUCUUGACUUUCAGAAACCGGACGGUCGCUGUCUGGAACUUCAGAGGCGAGCUCGUGACCUCGUUUGAGGAUCAUCUUUUAUGGCACCCUGAUUGCAACACCAACAACAUAUACAUCACAAGCGAUCAGGACCUCAUAAUCUCCUAUUGCAAGGCAGAUGCCGAUGAACCACUUACUGAAGGAAAUGCAGGAUCCAUCAACAUCAGCAAUAUCUUGACAGGGAAAUGCUUGGCGAAGAUAAAAGCAAGCAACAGCCAACCCACAGACACAGACGAAUGCAAUAGCAGCAGCCCAAGUUGCAGUAAAAGAAAGCGCAGCUCCAGCAAACGCUCCCGAGCUUCAAGAAUCCGAAGCACUGUUGCAGAGGCACUGGAAGACAUCACUGCCCUAUUCUACGAUGAAGAUCGCAAUGAAAUAUAUACUGGAAACAGGCAAGGCCUUGUCCAUGUCUGGUCAAACUGAGAGCAUCAGCCCUAUUCCCUUAAAAAAGGGAUCAUUCGGUAUGUCAUUAUACUUUGCAUACAUUCAUUGAGCUUGGUCUUUUCGUAGUGUUCUUAAACUUAUACAAUCGGAUCAUGUCGCCGUGUAGAUGUGUUCCAUAAGUUCCGAGGGCUCUCGCGGGAGCCAUUGUAGUGUAAUAAUAGUUCUAGGGUUGAACCAAUGAUGCUUGUGUAAUGGAUUUGUUAGGUGUGAUUUGUGUGCUCUACAAAAUUGCUUGUUUGCUUCA
Messenger RNA from Andrographis paniculata, 2054 nucleotides. RefSeq lists its product as uncharacterized. The record is from RefSeq and is a predicted model, not a curated record. The transcript is spliced from 8 exons. The coding region runs from base 347 to 1789 and encodes 480 amino acids. NCBI's taxonomy places the organism in Eukaryota, Viridiplantae, Streptophyta, Magnoliopsida, Lamiales, Acanthaceae. Gene Ontology annotation, molecular function: protein binding.